GGAGCCGUCAAGAACUUCUUUUGUCCACCAAGGGCACAACUGUGUCAUCAUUUCAAUGGUGGGAGGUUUAAUUCUGUUUAUAGGUCAUUUAGCACCCAGGCUGCGACAACAGCAAGUACACCACAGCCUCCCUCACCUCCUCCACCUCCAGAGAAGACCCACUUCGGUGGUCUUAAAGAUGAAGAUCGUAUUUUUACCAACCUUUAUGGUUUGCAUGACCCAUUCCUUAAAGGUGCGAUGAAGCGGGGGGACUGGUAUAGAACCAAAGACUUGGUGCUCAAGGGCUCUGAUUGGAUUGUCAAUGAAAUGAAGAAGUCUGGUCUUCGAGGCCGUGGAGGGGCUGGUUUUCCAUCUGGCCUCAAGUGGUCCUUCAUGCCAAAGGUAUCUGAUGGCCGUCCUUCAUAUCUUGUUGUUAAUGCUGAUGAGAGUGAACCUGGUACAUGUAAAGAUAGAGAAAUCAUGCGCCAUGACCCCCACAAACUACUUGAAGGGUGCCUGAUUGCAGGAGUUGGCAUGCGGGCUACUGCUGCUUACAUCUACAUAAGAGGUGAGUAUGUAAAUGAACGUUUAACUCUUGAGAAGGCAAGAAAGGAAGCAUAUCAAGCUGGAUUGUUGGGGAAGAAUGCAUGUGGAUCAGGUUAUAAUUUUGAUGUUCAUAUUCACUACGGUGCUGGUGCCUACAUCUGUGGGGAAGAGACCGCUCUAUUGGAAAGCCUUGAAGGGAAACAAGGGAAACCGAGACUCAAGCCUCCUUUCCCAGCUAAUGCAGGCUUAUAUGGCUGUCCAACAACUGUUACCAAUGUGGAAACGGUGGCUGUAUCUCCCACGAUUCUAAGGCGAGGACCAGAAUGGUUCGCGAGCUUUGGCCGGAAAAACAACUCGGGGACAAAGCUGUUCUGUAUCUCAGGCCAUGUAAACAAACCUUGCACUGUGGAAGAGGAGAUGAGCAUACCAUUGAAAGAGCUGAUAGAGAGGCAUUGUGGUGGUGUCAGAGGAGGGUGGAAUAACUUGUUGGCGGUUAUACCAGGUGGAUCCUCUGUACCUCUCCUACCUAAGCACAUAUGUGAUGAUGUCUUGAUGGACUAUGAUGCGCUUAAGGCUGUCCAGUCUGGAUUGGGCACAGCAGCAGUGAUCGUGAUGGACAAAUCUACUGAUGUGGUGGAUGCGAUAGCUAGGCUGUCGUACUUCUACAAGCAUGAGAGCUGUGGUCAGUGCACACCAUGCAGGGAGGGGACAGGGUGGCUCUGGAUGAUCAUGGAGAGGCUUAAGGUGGGGAAUGCGAAGCUGGAGGAGAUCGAUAUGCUUCAGGAGGUCACGAAGCAGAUCGAAGGGCAUACAAUCUGUGCAUUGGGGGAUGCUGCUGCUUGGCCAGUCCAAGGGCUGAUCAGGCAUUUCAGGCCAGAACUAGAAAGAAGGAUUCGGGAUCGAGCAGACAAGGAGCUGCUGGAGGCCGCAGCUGCUUGAGUGACUUGGCCAAAUUACUUUCCAAAACUUUGUCAUCUUCUAGUUUAAAUUUAAUUAUGGGUGAAAAAUAAUGAAGGAUGCUAGUAUAACUCAUUUCUGUUUGAAAACACAGCUCUGUUGUGGCCAAGUUGGUCUUUUGUAUGGCAUCAUCCAUCCUAAUCUCUCUUUCAUGGCUGAAAAGUUUGUACAAUUAUGAUCUGGAAAUCGAAGCCAGGAAAGGCAGAAACGGUGCUUGCUUUUUGCAUCGCGGGAUCUUUAAUUUCUGUGUCCAAAAUUCUGGAUUAGAAACCUGUUUAAAUUUCUACCGUGGUUUAACAUUGUGUGUUAUUAUGGUGAUAAUGAUCAUCGAAUUAUAAUAAAUUCCGUGUGAAUGCUG
Molecule: messenger RNA, 1840 nt
Organism: Elaeis guineensis (African oil palm)
Lineage: Eukaryota; Viridiplantae; Streptophyta; Magnoliopsida; Arecales; Arecaceae
Source: RefSeq, a predicted model, not a curated record